This is a messenger RNA of Aspergillus campestris IBT 28561, 1035 nucleotides long. RefSeq lists its product as uncharacterized. The transcript has a single exon. Lineage: Eukaryota; Fungi; Ascomycota; Eurotiomycetes; Eurotiales; Aspergillaceae. The record is from RefSeq and is a predicted model, not a curated record. Bases 379 to 768 code for a protein of 129 amino acids.
UCCAUAGGCACCCAAGCUAACGCCUGAUCUAGAGGGAUCGAUGGGCCCAAUCGCCACGCUGAUUCGUGGACCUGACUAGUCGUAUCAGUUCCCAACCUUCUCCCGCCCGCGGCUUCGGCGUCACGCUGGGUCGAUUGAUGGGAUGCCCGUAGCCAACUACCUGAUCGGGUACCUGAACCGACACGGUGAUGAAUCAUGGCGGCUGGUUGAGGAUCGUCGACUCAGGUCACUGUGAUUCGAGCCGUGUCUCUUUUUUUCUUAUAAAUUGACGGCUCUACCUCCCCUGAGAUCUCAAGCUACAAGCUACCAUCGAUUUUCCUGAACAGUGCAUCACUCUAUAUCUCCAAUUCUACGUUCUAUCCUACAAUACAAUCUACAAUGAAGCUCUCCACUGGACUCACCUUCGCCGGCAUCAUCGGCUGCGCCGCUGCCCUGCCCCCUCCGUUUGACUUCCUGCCGGAUCCUCCUGCUCUCAGCAGCAUCCCCUGCAGCACCCCGAGCGUGAGCCCGACUCCUACUCCCUCGGCUGUCUUCGCCCGCGACUGGGCCGUCGAGGUCUCCAGCUCGGCCACUCCCUCCACUCCCUGCAGCAGCUCGGCCAUUCCCUCCUCCACUCCCUGCAGCAACUCGGGCAUCCCGACCCUGACGCCCGCGCCUCUCUUCAAGCGCCAGGAGGCCGCUUCUUCUUCCACCGCGACCCCCUCCAGCUCCGCUACUCCCUCCAGCUCGGCCACCCCCUCCAGCUCCGCCCUGCCGUUCGCGCUCUAAGCUAUGAAUGAGACUUGAGAUCAAUACCGGGGGCUGCUCUUCGCCGGCCGAGACCUGCAGCAGCCUGGCCUACUCCUAUCAUGGGCGGUUUUCAUAUGUUUUUUCUUUUUGUUACCACUCAGAUCUACGCUGCGCUGUCUUGACGAUGGCGAGUGACGGACUGUUGAAGUGACAUUGGGUUAUAUAGACUGGACUGGGUCAUUUUCCGGUGCGAAAUCGGGAGUUUGUUUCAACACGAUCUUUUUCAUCUUUUCUUUAUUCUUUCGC